UCUAGAGCUCCGACUUUCAGACCUGAAGAUCACUGACGUCAUGAUUUGACCUCGUAUUUUUCUGAGUGUAAUGUUCUCAACACUGCAAGAAAGCAAUAGUCGGACGUCUACUCGAGUUUACGGUAGCUAUGGCUCUGUUUGACAACUGUUCUGUGGUUUUGGAGCUGAAGAAUGUGCCUUAUAAGGAGAAGAAGAGACUGAAGCUGGCAAUAACAGAGAAUGGGGGCAGCAUUUCCUAUGUGGUCAAUAAACAGUGCACUCUGAUAGUGACAAGCAGCGUGUCCAGUCUGAGCUCCAGCCGGGUGCGGAAUGUGAAGAAGCACCAAAUUCCAGUAGUAGGGGUGGAGUAUGUGUCACGCUGCCUGGAAAAGGGAGUCCUGCUGCCUGUAGAGGAGUACCGCCUUUCCCCCCCUCCCUCUACCCCUCCCUCUCUCUUCACACCCAGACCGGCCUCACCCUCUCCCUCUCAGUCAGUUCUGAAGGUGACGAGCCAGCCGGCUGCAGAACAGAAGUCUGAAGUUCAGUCACUCACUCUGAAUGCUGUCAAUCAAGCCGAGAGGGCAAAGAAUCCAAAGAGAACUGGAACUUACCUGGGCAAAUUCAAAGUGUACACUGAAAGUGACAAUGAUCUUCCAACAUAUCCAACAAAUUUCCAAGUGGCCAAAUACUCAAUUUUUGAAAAGGCUAACAGCAGCACAUGGUCGGUGUUGGAGCUGCAGAGUAGCAGAGGAAAGGGAGGACAGCAGCAGUACCGUGUAGUGAGGUACUGGAGAGAGGACCAUGGUGCUAAGUCAGAAGCUGUGCAAGACAAGCAGGUGUUCUUCUCUGUCUCAGAGGAGGCUGUGAAGGUCUAUCAGACUCUCAGGAAGGAGCUGCAGGUCAGAGGCCUCACACUGAGGACCACCCUCCCUCCAGAGGUUCCGGACCUGGGCUCUGCCAGCCUGCAGCAGCUGCUGCUGGAGGAGAAGCUGAGCUGCAGCACCCUAUCACAGGAAGUGGGUGUGUUCGUGGAGCUGCUCUGGGCAGAGGCCCUUGGUUGUCUGGACAACGUCCUCAAGGUUCCAUUCACCAGCCUCAGUCUCAACGAUGUGAGCAGGGCUGAAGGGCUGCUGCUACAGGUCCAGAGGAGGCUGAGACAGGGGGAGGGGCCAGACACUGAGGUGGUCUCGCUGAUGGAGGAGGUCUACACCCUCCUGCCCCACAAAACGGACCUGUCCCGCCUCCCCGUCCACACUAAACUUAUCUCAUCACAGCUGGACCUCUGCCAGUUAAUCAGAGAUGUGUUGAAUGUCAGCGAGGUCACGCUGAGAAGCACUGCCCCUUCCUGUCUCGGGAAGUACCGUGCCCUGAGGUGCAGCAUUGAAAGAGUUCCCCCUGGUCCUGAGUUUCUGUCUGUCACCGAACUGCUACAGGACAGACAGGUGCAGAUCCUGCAGGUUCUGAAAGUAAGCAGAGAGGUGGAGCUACAGAUGUUUAGGGAGGGGCUUGGAAACAUUAAGCCCCUCCUCCACUCCUCUAGCCCCAGCAGCUUUGUGGGGAUCUUGUCUCGGGGUCUGUUACUGCCCAGGGUUGGAGUGGAGCAUCAUGGAAUUGAGAGAACAGACAUUGGGAAUUUGGGCGGUGGCAUCUAUUUCAGUGAUUCAAUGAGUACCAGUUUGAGGUACUCUAAGCCCAGUGUGACGGACGGCAGUCGGCUGCUGCUGGUGUGUGACGUGGCGUUGGGGCGCUGUACGCACCUCCAGAAGAGGGACAGCAGCCUGACUCACGCCCCCGAGGGAUACCACAGUGUACAUGGGGUCCGCUGUACCCCCAAGACACCCUCUGAGUUUGAGGAUGAUGAGUACGUCGUGUACAGCCCGGAGCAGGUGAGGCUGCAGUAUGUGGUUCAGUUCAGACUGGAGGAGGACCAGCUGAAAGACUUCCAGCCCACCAUAGAUACUUCCUCUACCGUGCUGCCACUUCCUGUCUCUCCCUCUGACCUCGUGUCCUGUGGUGAGGAUGAGGAGGGUGUUGGGAGGUGUAAAAACCCUCUAGAGGAGGUGACUGCAGGCCUGCUGGACAGUUCUGGACAACCACUCCCUCUACAGGCCGUCCACGUCAGGGCCAAGCUGAUGGAUCUGCUCUGCCAGGUCAUCAUCUUCCAGACAUACACCAAUCAGAGAACAGCCCCCAUCGAAGCCAAAUACGUCUUCCCAUUGGAUGAUUCUGCUGCUGUGUGUGGCUUUGAGGCCUUCAUCAAUGGGAAGCAUGUAGUGGGACAGGUGAAGGAGAAGCAGCAGGCACGUAAAGAGUAUAAACAGGCUAUAGAGAGAGGCCAUGGAGCUUACCUAAUGGACCAGGAUGCACCUGAUGUGUUCACCAUCAGCGUUGGGAACCUGCCUGCCAGUGCCACCGUCCUGAUCAAAGUCACCUUCGUCACCGAGCUCGUCGUCAUGGAGGGCCUGAUCAACUUCUCGCUGCCCGGUAGUGUGGUGCCAUGGCAACAGAGCUCGGCGCUCAACCAGAGGACUCAGGUGACUUUGGAGAAGGUGUGUGUGACCAACCUGGAUUCCCAGGGGGCGUUCAGUCUGGACAUGUGUAUUGAAAUGCCCAAUGAGAUCAUCAACCUGCGCUGUCUCACCCACAAAGUCAAGAUCAAGAGGACAGACUGUAAGGCGGUGGUGAGGACGUGUCCAGGUGAGACUCUGGGCCCAGAUGGGUUCCUGCUCUGCUUCAGUCUGGCUCAGAUCCACCUGCCCAGGAUGUGGGUGGAGAAACACCCAGACAAAGAAAGCCAGGCCUGUAUGUUGGUGUUCUACCCAGACUUUGAGCCCAGCCCCAGUUCCAUGUCUGACCCCAGUGAAGUUAUCAUUCUGUUGGACUCGUCUGAGUCCAUGAGAGGAGAAGCUCUCCAGAAUGCCAGGAGAAUUGCCCUGCAGCUCCUCAAUACCCUGGACCACCACAGCGUCCGAGUCAACGUCAUCUCCUUUGGCUCAGACCAGCAGGAGGCUUUCCUCUCUGCCCACCCUCUAGUCGAGGCCCUCAAACCAGCCAAGAAGUUCAUCAUGUCCUCCCAACCUGUUGGGGGCAGCACCGAGCUGUGGAGGCCCCUGCGCAGCCUGAGUCUGCUGCCUCCGUCGCAGGGUGUGAGGAACCUGCUGCUGCUGUCAGACGGCCACGUCCAGAACCAGGCGCUGACCAUGCAGCUGGUCAAAGAGCAUUGCCAGCACAGCCGCCUCUUCACCUGCGGCCUCAGCCCAACAGCCAAUCGCCACAUGUUGCGGGCCCUGGCCCAGGCAGGGGGAGGGGCCUAUGAGUUCUUUGACACAAAGACAAAGCACACCUGGAUAGAGAAGGUGGCGUGUCAGGUGAAGCGCAUGGUGUCUCCAGGCUGCAGCUCUGUGUCUGUGAAGUGGCAGCAGUUUAACCCCUCAGCAUCCCCCCCUGUCCAGGCCCCCUCUCAGCUCCACGCACUCUUCUCUGAUUGCCACACCCUGGUCUACGGCUUUGUGCAACACUGUACACAGGCCACUCUUCUUGGAGACCUGAGUGGUCAGGACAUUGAGACCAUGGUGUCCACCACUGAGCUGCAGAAGACCAGGGGCACGUUCCUUCAUAAGCUUACAGCGAGGGCCGUUAUCAGAGACUACGAGGAUGGCAGUCUUCACACCAACGAGGCCGAACAUGAGGGGAAGAAAGCAGAGCUGAAGUCCUUCAUCAUUGAGCUGAGCAAAGAGUUCUCCAUCCUGUCUCAGUUCACCAGCUUUGUGGCCAUCGAGGAGAGGGACUCAGAGCAGCCUGACAUGGGCUUCACAGACGUUCCCAAGCUCAUCUCAGAUGAGGACGUCGACUUCUUACCUUACCUCAGCUGGCAGAGAGAUGAGGAGGAGGAUCUGGGAAGUGGGAUGGCCUCCAUGUCAGACUCGAUAGAUAGCGAGCCAGGGCGUGUUUUCCUCAAAGUCUACGAGGAGGAGGAGGGAGGGGUGGAGAAGGAGAAUUGGUCAAUGCACCCUGAAGACCCACUUGGUGGCUCAGUAUUCAUGCAUAGUGAGGUUCUGUCUCACCCCUAUUCAUGUACCCAAUUGAUGUCAGUCAGCCUAGUCACCCCAUCCGCUGCUUCCAAACAACUGGAUAUGCUGGAGACCCUCCAGUCUCAACGAAAGAGAGUGAGGCGGGCGCUCGGUAGACAGGAGGACGGACACAGGAAGGUUUGUGCCGAUCCGGCCUUUGACCCUGUAGAGCCCCAGAGGUGGAAAAUGGGAAUGCCUCUCUCCCGGAAGAAGUCUCCUCCUCAUCUUCCUCAUCCUUCUCCUUGUUAUUCCUCUCCUCCUCCUCUUCCAUCCGUUCUUCAUUCACAGCGUAAGUCUCUCCUUGUGUCUGAUGCUCUUCCUCCUCAGCCGCAGUCUCUCUCCGCCGCAGUUUCAGAUUCUCUGAAUCCUCCCUCUGCUCCUGUCUCAAAUGAGCGUCAAGCAAUGAGUUGCACAAGGGAGGCCCCUCCGAGACCUUUUAGUGGUAUCUCCCAUACUGCUACGUUCCAGAGACUGCAAGCCGGUGGGGACAUGCCACUAUCCAAACCCCCAGAGCCCUAUCCUGUGAAAGUGUCAAUGUGUAAGACUAGCAAUGUGGUGGACAUGUAUCAUGGCUUACCUGAGGAUAUGGAAUAUGGACUGGUGGAGUUGGACCACUGCCAGCAGCCUCCUGUUCUCCCUGCCUCUGUGCCCUCUUCAGCGUUUGGUUUCAGGGGCGGGUGGGCAGGGUCUCAAAGCAGCCGACCUCAAGGUUCUUUGUUCGAGGCCACAGCCAGUACAAGUUUAAUUUCAGGUUUGGUGCCCUCUGGUGGUUUAUUUGGGGCUUCUUCAGAAGGAGUGGUGAUUUCUGGUGGUGGAAAGUGGCCUCUACCUCCCCUUAACCUUGCACCAUCAGCAAUGUUACAUUUUGGGGCAUCAACUGCAGGCAGACCACCUCAAGGCUCCCUGUUUGGCUCCCCUUCAACCAGUUCUAUGACUACAGGUUUAGCAGCCCCUGGUAUCUCAUUUGGCUCUAUUGAGGGAGCGAAGGCCGCCCCCCCACCCCCUCCACCUGUAGGCUCAGCCCCACCAAUGGGGUUUAGUUUUGGGGCAACACCUACUGGCGGACUACUUCAAGGCUCUGGUAUCUCACUUUUACCCACCGCUCAUGGCGCUCAUCUGACCCGUCCUUUAGUGGCCUUACAUGGUUCUACAAGGUCCAGUUCUGAGGCAGCAGGGCCACGUGAAUCCUCUCUCUUCGGUAGCCCUCUUGGGACACAACAACUAAUAAGACGACCACGUCAACUACUACCGUUACUACAGCGAAUAAAACCACAACCACAAAAACAUCUGGUGGUAAGAAAGGACUUACUGAAAUGUGAAGGAGAUAGUGAAAGGAGGGGUGGUUUUGAAUUCAGGAAGAAUAUUCUUGAUGUAGUGAAAUGGCCAGAGAUUUUUGCCCUCCAGCACUCAGAAGGUUUCUGGGAGUGUUCUGGCAGCCUGGGAUCCCUCCUCAAUGUGGAUGUGACAUACUUUGCGAACGUUUUCCUGAAGAAGAAGGGCAUAAGCUCUUUAGGUGUGAGGGCUCAUGCUGACAUCCUGAGGCUGGUGGCCAGUCUGCUGGUGCUGCAGCUGAUGAGGGUGAGGAGGCUGGAGGAGGGGAAGCUGCUGCUCAGCCUGUUCCGUCUGGACCUGGACCACGCUCCUCAGCCUAGGGGUGAGCGCUGGGAGGCGGUGAGGAGGGCGGUGGACUGGGUGUGUUGGGCAGACAGGGAGUAUCCGUGUGUGUGCAGCAGACUGGAGUUUGGCUGGGACUGGGAGUCGUCCACACGCCAGCUUCUGGGAAUCGACGCCCCACACCCCCACUCUCCCCUCAUCCUACUGGGGACCACAGGGGGAGUGAGGGCCAAAUGACACCCUCAGUGUCAGACUUCCAGAAGGAGAAGGGUGUAUGACCACUAUAUACCAGUAUAUAUCUGCAGCUAUUGCUUUUACUCUUUUGCUUGUUACGUACUUAAGGUACUAUAACUGUACUGAUAUUCCUUUUCGCUGAAGCAUGUUUAUUCAAAUACAUUUUGUAAUUCUAAAUCUGUGCUUUUAAUGGGGUGAUUUUUAGUUUGCUGAAAAUAAAACGAUAUGAGCGAUAAUUUCUAAAAGGUAUUGAUACUAAAUGUAUGGUCAUUUUCUAUAUCAGUACAGCUAUCAUUGUAAUUGUGCUUCAGUGUACUGAUAGAGCCUGGAUCAAAUCAAAUGUUCUAUGAAGCUUCACCUUCCUUUCCAUGUGAAAAUCAAAGACUUCACAAAAACCUAAUUGUAUCUCUAUUUGUGGCUAAACAACAUUAAAGCAAUACAACAACAAUA
Coregonus clupeaformis (lake whitefish) is the source of this 6347-nucleotide messenger RNA. RefSeq names its product protein mono-ADP-ribosyltransferase PARP4. Gene Ontology annotation, molecular function: NAD+ poly-ADP-ribosyltransferase activity. The coding region runs from base 129 to 5900 and encodes 1923 amino acids. The record is from RefSeq and is a predicted model, not a curated record. The transcript has 34 exons. Lineage: Eukaryota; Metazoa; Chordata; Actinopteri; Salmoniformes; Salmonidae.